This is a messenger RNA of Clunio marinus, 294 nucleotides long. NCBI's taxonomy places the organism in Eukaryota, Metazoa, Arthropoda, Insecta, Diptera, Chironomidae. The record is from the annotation of a GenBank genome assembly.
AUGGAAUUAAAUAAAUGUUUUUCAAAAGCUGAUGCUAAAUAUGUUUGUGCCGCAGAAUUUUCCAGGAUAACAAUAAUCCUGUUUAACUUGAAACUUACACAAAAAAAGCUUUUUUCCGAGAUGAGCAUGCUUCAACUUUGGAAAUAUUGUGAUGAGUCGAGAUAUUUAAUUAAACUUAAUGGUCUGAAUCAUCUUAUGCCAUGGUUACAAAUCCUGCUUUCUACCUUGACUAUCAGUCACUAUUGGGUGGUUAAACACGAGAUAAGUGAAAACUUUCCACAAUACUAUGCAUAA